Porites lobata is the source of this 2792-nucleotide messenger RNA. The record is from the annotation of a GenBank genome assembly. Lineage: Eukaryota; Metazoa; Cnidaria; Anthozoa; Scleractinia; Poritidae.
UGGGGUUCCAAUAUGGCGGAUAUGGCGGAUGCCAGUUUGAAGAAGAAAUCUUACAAAGAAAUCUCCUUUAAAGUUCCCUGGGGAGUUAUUGCAGCUAAGGCUUGGGGAUCUGAUGACGGAAAGCCUUUCCUUGGGCUUCAUGGGUGGUUAGACAACGCUAACGCUUAUGAUAAGUAAGCUUAAACAAUAAUUAUUAUUUAGUUUUGGCUGUUUAAUCUGAUAGAAGAGAAGUACCCCAUUUUACUAAAUGGAAGUUAUGAGUUUCAACUCUAAGGAAACAAAGAUCAAAGUACCAUCAUAAUAUUUCUACUUAAAAUUCGAGCUAGUGUAUUAACAUCAUAGGUUUUGGUAUUUAACUGGCCUAAUGCACCUAUCAAUGUUAAUCUGGAGGCCGUGCAAAGGCCGGGGAUUUCACAGAGGAAGUCGACCCCUGGUGGGGACUUUUGAUUAUCGCCAAGUCCCAGGGGGGCGACUUUUGAAUUUCAUCUGUUUACGGAUGCCAGUGUGGAUUUGAAGCUGUAAAAGACCUGGGCUAGUCUUUCAAGAGGUGGAUAAUACCAUCCACCGGAUAAAUCUCUAUCCAGUGCAUAACGCAAUAAUUGCGUUAUGCAUUGGUUUCCCUAAUGCUUUUCCACUGGAUAGUGAUUUAUCCGGUGGAUAGCGCUAUCCAACUUUUGAGCAACCGGGGCCUGGUUGCCAGUUGGUUACCAGUUGCAUUACCAGGAGGAUUGGUUACCAAAGAUGGCGGCCAUCAUUCCCACAACGAUCUUUGGUACCGGUAUUUUUUAUGCACGUGUGUAAGAUGGCGGUCAAGGAGAGCGUGACAUGGUAUCUGUUUUUAUUCUCUCUAUCAUUUAAAUGAAUACAUCCAUCCAUAUACGUUAUUGUGUUAGGAAGUUAGGCCCUUAUUCAGUAUGACUGCAUGAUACAAAUGUUUUGCCCGAUUUUGAAAGCAGUAAAUUUACUUGUUUAACAGUCUCAGAUUUGUUAAACUGUGUAGGUGGAAGACAUUCCUUCAUGAUGCUGACAUUUCGCCAGAGCAUUUGAACGAUAAUUGUUAAAAUAAACAGAAGCAACUUUCUCAAAAAGUUGGUGUGUUUUUUUGUUUCAAUAAAACACCUUUGACCACUAGUUUUAGUUGGAGAGGUGGGGAAUUUGUUCUCUUUUGAUCAAUAUUAUGAUUGCCCUGGGGUUGGGCAUUUGACAUAAAAAAUUGCUUCAAGUUCAAAUCCCUGGCCUUUGUCCGGCUUUCUCCCCGCCCCCCCCCACCCAUCCAGAUUAACAUUGGUAGGUGCAUAAUGUUACAGAAUUAUUAGCUUUGACAGAAGCUAACCUUUUUACCCUUCUAACAGAUUUGGCAAAUUAGGGUAAAUAACCCACAAGUACAUGAGAAGGUGGUAUCUACAAAUUAUUACUGUAUUCAUAGUAUCAAAAUCCUCAAAUCCCGCAGAACAAACUCUUCCGGAAUCCAUUAUGUAACUCAGACUGGUAUUGUAAAAUUUAAAAUGGAGGGAAUUCAUAUUUAAUAAGAAGAAUAUAAGAAUUUUGUCACUUCUGUAAUCUUGCUAUCAGACAAAAUCCAAUGUCCUCACAUUGUGUGCCUCUAAAACUUAGAUUUGUACUUUCAGGUUAGCUCAUUUGCUACCAAAAGACAUCUGUUUUAUUGCCAUAGAUUUUCCAGGCCAUGGAAAAUCUUGUCACAGAUGGCCAGGAAUGCCAUACACUAUUUUUGAAUAUGUUGCUGAUGUGAAGAAAAUUGUUUCUCAGCUUGGCUGGAACAAGUUUUCCAUCAUAGGACACAGUAUGGGAGCUAAUGUAGCAUCAUUAUAUGCAGGCACUUUUCCCAGUGAAGUAAAACAACUGAUUCUGAUUGACUAUUCUGAUUCCACUGUGUACUAUGCUGAUAAACCAGCCCUUACAUUGGCCCGUUAUGCAACGAUAAUGACAAAAUGGAACACAGUAUUUCCCCGUGUUUAUCAGAGUUUAGAGGCAGCUGCUGAGAAACGUGAGGUUCAGAAUCUUGGUACCACCCUUCACAAAGAAGAUGCAAUGUUGUUGGCAGAGAGAGGAACUAAACGUAUAGAAGAAGGAAUAAUUUUUUCCCAUAGUCCAUUGGUCAGAGAAAAUGUGGUACCACUGAUUGCACCUCAGUGGGCAGUAAAGGCAAUUCUUUCCAAGAUUCAGUGUGCAGUGUUGGUGUUAGAAGCUACAGAUACUGUGCACAAAUAUACUCAAGUUAGAGAAGCUAACUUAGAACGGCUGAAGGUCAUUUGUGAAAAUGCAAAGUACAAAUCAUGGAAAAGGAUCAAAGGUGGUCAUCAAAUCCAUCUAGAAAAUCAUGUGGUGGUUGCAGAAGAGAUUGAACAAUUCUUAGCUAUUAAAUCACUCAGUAUUGUACAAAGCAAGUUGUAGUAUGAAAGGCAUGUUAAGGUGCCUAUAAUGAUCUCUAACAAGGAAUUCUUUGAUAACAGUUUGUUAGUCUUUGCUUUGUUUGCUAGUUUACGGAGAUAUUUUUAGAGACAGAAUAAUAAUCUUCUUCAUCAUAUUUAUUAUUCAUUUCAUGAAUUAUAAAAAAUGUGAAAAGCAUAUAAAUUCAGUGAAUUGAAUCAGUCAAAAUAACAGAAUAUGUCCCCAAAUCAAUAUAAGCUGGCUUAGCUUAUACAAUACAUUCAUUACUGGGUUUUUAAUAAGGUUUGUCAACUAGUUUAUUUGCUACAGACCAAGCAGUUUGUACGGGGGACAAAGCUCACCCUAAUCCUAAAAAACUUUCAACCUUAUUUUCUUCUGUACCC